Molecule: messenger RNA, 1950 nt
Organism: Exophiala mesophila
Lineage: Eukaryota; Fungi; Ascomycota; Eurotiomycetes; Chaetothyriales; Herpotrichiellaceae
Exons: 1
Coding region: 78-1898 (606 amino acids)
Molecular function (GO): protein binding
Source: RefSeq, a predicted model, not a curated record
CUUCUCUCACCAUCGAUCAUGUUUAUUAUAAUAUAUUGUCCCUUCUAGCAAACGCUUGCGACACUCGCUACAUCUCAAUGCUCAACGAGCUUCCUCUAGAAGUUCUACAGCAGAUAGCCGGAUGCCUCCCAACCGCAUCGUCCAUUACCAAUCUCAGCCAAGUCAGUCGCCAAUUCCAUGCCAUUGUCGCUGAUAAUGACCAAACAAUCUUUCGUGACUUUGUAAGGAAUGAGUUCCCCUCAAUUCGCACACCUCCAUUGUGGCGCGAUGCGGCAAGAGUCCUGACGUCGCGGUCCCGAGCAUGGGAUCGUAAGGCGUUUGUGGCAAAAGAAUGUCACCCACCUUCAGACCCUGCAGAAUGGCAGACAAUCCCUGGUAUGGACCACACUGCCUGGACGACGGGCUACCAUCCGGUGAUAGACAGCUAUGAGACCUGGCAAGGAGGAUCUUGGUCGUCGGGAAAGGAAGUCCUUGCAUGGGGAGCAGCUGGUCGACUCAGGGUGCGGACGAUCGCUGAUGGAGUGACGACAUGGACUUCUUCGAAACUAUCUGAGGACGAUCGACAGGACCUUGACAUUAUGGACGUCCGACUUCUUCGGCCUUCUCAGCAUGAUAAUAGAGCGGGUGAAACAAUCUUGCUGAGGACGGCCGAUGGAGAGACCAAGAAAUUGGAGACAAGCUCAAAGGUCAACGACUUUCAUCAGUCGGCCAACUACAACUUCGGACGCUCACGUCCAACCGGCAUGGAUGUCAAUUCAAGCCAUGAUCCACUCCUCGCUCUUUGUGAUAAUGAUUCUUUUCGGCUAUAUCCAGUCCACAGCUCCGAUCAAAAUAUUUCUCCUCUGGAAACUUUCGCUCUCCAUGGUAAUUCAGAGGUUGUGGAACGCACACGAUGCGUCAAAUUCUUGUCCGAAACCAGCCUCGCCAUCGCCUCACAAUAUCUCCAAGGUCUUUCACGCGCUCCACUUCGGGUCUACGACAUCAAUAACUCCCAUGGAUGCCGAACGCCAUUGACAGAGACAUUGACCUCCAAUGAUUCUGAUAUCGUGGGCCGUCAUAACGCCAAUGUGGUAGUGCCUCUGGACGACGUCGCAAGCAUUUCCGGACAGCCGGGACGUUUGAUUCUCUCUGGGUGGACAGAUGGUAUUUCUCGGUUGCAUGAUAUGCGCACCCCGUCCAAAGCAGUGGCAAAGUAUGUUGAUGUGGUGGAUGAUGGUCAGAUCAUGUCUCUCCUUCCCAUCGGCCAUGAACGUUUCGUUGCCGGAGGCCACCAGAAUGGGUGUUUGAAGACGUUCGACCUUCGACUUACCGGAGCACGACCUUAUUCGCACAAAAUUUUCCAACCAACGCAGUCGCAACAAAAGUGCCUUGAGACUGUCCAAUUUUAUGACCCAGCAACCUGCGACUGGACCAAGGGCCAGACAUAUCGUGGCAUCAACAUAUUCGUGAACCCCUGGGUCAAUAUGUCAAUGGGACUCAGGGUCUGGGAUCCAUUACCAACCAAGCCUUCACACCGAUCCGUGAGAUACAGGGGUGCACUUUAUUCACUCUCUAGCCCUUCCCCAUCCUCCCCCACAAUAUACGUGGGAAUGUCAAAUCACGUGUUACAACUCGACUCCAUUUCCACUGACGACGAGCAUGGUGGCCUCAGCAAGCUGCACAAAUCUGUUGGACAGAACGACCCACAAAAGCAAAGAACAAUGGAAUUUUCUUGCUACGAGAGACCACGGAAUGGCCACUCCAGCACCGACCCUGUUCUACUGCGGAAACAAAUACCACUUCACGGACCUCGAAACGAUGGGUCAGAUACUCAAGGUCUCCAUGAGGAAGGCUGGGACGAAAGAUGGCGACUGGAAACACAGCGACGACCCAGAGGUACAGCACGAACCUGGAUGUAACAUGAUAGAGAUGAAGAUCGGCAGGAGUUCUCAAGAUACACUUUCAGUCUUA